AUGGCGCACUCACAUCUCCGCGCCUCUUCGCAAUCGCGCUCGCCCUCCCGCCCAUCCUCUUCUGACUACGCCAAAGGCGAGACUGAGAAAUUUCCUGACUUCGACUCGCAAGCCUUUCCCAGCCUAAACGGCCAAACACCGUCCGUCCCUCGCUGGCAACAAAACGGCUACCUCAAUGGUAACGGCAGCAUUCCCAACAUAUCGCAACCUCCUCCCGACCGCUGGCAUGCCCGCCGCGAUAGCCGCGUACGCUGGGCCCCAGGCUCCUCAUCGUCUUUCGGCCACGGUCGCAAAAGCAGUAUCAGCAAUGCUCUGCACCGCCUGCGGUCGGGUAGCAUGUCGCAAAACGCACACGACCUGGCCGACGCGCUACGCGCGCCCUUCUCCUGGAAGCUUAUCGUACUGUGCCUCAUGUGGUACUGGUCGUCCGCCCUGACCAACACCUCGUCCAAGGCGAUCCUGACCGCCUUCGACAAGCCGGCGACGCUGACGCUCGUGCAGUUCGGCUUCGUAUCGUCGUACUGCAUCCUCUUCUCCUGGCUAGCGUCCGUCUUUCCUCGUCUGCGCACCGCGAUCCCGGCUCUGAAAUACCCCAUUCGCCAUCCCUCGAAGGAUGUCAUCCGUACGACGCUCCCGCUCGCUUUGUUCCAAAUCGGAGGGCACCUUCUUUCCUCCAGCGCGACAUCCAAGAUCCCCGUGUCCCUAGUCCACACCAUUAAGGGCCUCUCCCCGUUGUUCACGGUCCUAGCCUACCGCAUCUUCUUCGACAUCCGCUACCCAACCUCCACCUACCUCAGCCUAAUCCCCCUCACUAUAGGUGUCAUGCUCGCCUGCAGCGGUAACCACCAAUUCGGAGGCCAAUUCCUCGGCAUCAUCUACGCCCUGUUGGCAGCCAUAAUUUUCGUCACCCAAAACAUCUUCUCCAAGCGGCUCUUCAACGAAGCCGCACGCGCGGAAGCCGAAUCCGGCCCGAACGGCCCCCUACCCCGCAAACUCGACAAGCUCAAUCUCUUGUGCUACUCCUCCGGCCUCGCCUUUUUGUUAACUGGUCCUAUCUGGUUCUGGACCGAAGGCCUCGAUAUCCUAGGCGACUUUCUCUGGGACGGCAGCGUCGAUCUCAACCAGGCGCCCAAUUCCUUGGACCACGGUCCUCUGGUGUUGGAGUAUAUCUUUAACGGGACGUUCCAUUUCGGGCAGAACAUCCUCGCGUUUAUACUUCUGUCGAUGGUCUCUCCCGUGACAUACUCCGUCGCGUCCCUCAUCAAGCGCGUUUUCGUAAUCAUCAUCGCAAUCCUCUGGUUCCGCUCGCCGACGACGAAGGUCCAAGCUUUAGGCAUCGCCCUCACCUUUCUGGGGCUGUACCUCUACGAUCGGAGUAGCGCUAAGAACAAGGCCGAUCAGCGCGCCCGCGCGCUGUCUGCCUCCUCCAAAGCCGCCGCUGCCGCACCGAUCCUCCCCCUUUCAACAAAGCACAUCCCCGUGCCCUCCAUCUCCUCCUCAUCCGCUUUCGGUGUUGGUGCCUACGGACAUGGAGGCCAUCAGCGUCGCCCGUCGGCUCUGAAUAACGUCAGCCAUAAUUCAGAUGGGUCGGGCUCUGGAUCGGGGUCGGGGUAUUAUUAUACCACCCCCGGCAGCGCGGCAGCAGCCAAGUUUUCUUCGGGAGCGGGAGGUAUUGUUGAUACUAAAAAAAACGGACGAUGUGACCAGGGCGGGGGGAGACAGAGGGGGAUGAGUAAUGCUCAUGCCCCCCUGCCGCCGGUGGGGAGUAGGCAGGAGGAAAGUUGGAGGGUGGGGGAUGGGAAGGAAAUAAGGGAGAAGGGGGAUUGA
This is a messenger RNA of Thermochaetoides thermophila DSM 1495, 1827 nucleotides long. RefSeq lists its product as uncharacterized. Lineage: Eukaryota; Fungi; Ascomycota; Sordariomycetes; Sordariales; Chaetomiaceae. Gene Ontology annotation, molecular function: phosphoenolpyruvate transmembrane transporter activity; antiporter activity. Gene Ontology annotation, biological process: phosphoenolpyruvate transmembrane import into Golgi lumen. The coding region runs from base 1 to 1827 and encodes 608 amino acids. The record is from RefSeq and is a predicted model, not a curated record. The transcript has a single exon. Gene Ontology annotation, cellular component: Golgi apparatus; endoplasmic reticulum.